This is a messenger RNA of Saccharomyces kudriavzevii IFO 1802, 339 nucleotides long. It is a transcript of the gene BRP1, whose product is annotated as Brp1p. The record is from RefSeq and is a predicted model, not a curated record. Lineage: Eukaryota; Fungi; Ascomycota; Saccharomycetes; Saccharomycetales; Saccharomycetaceae. The coding region runs from base 1 to 339 and encodes 112 amino acids. The transcript has a single exon.
AUGAUCGAAAAGGAAGGAAAAAAUGUCUAUUCCUGUCAAGAAAGCCUGUCGAAAACGUCGAGGCCGGGAAGUGCCGCAUUGGGAAAUACAGAUGCAAUGCGCGCGAGUUUACGAAAUUCUCGCAGGAGUUUCUCCGUUCAUGUGCGGCUGGUUCUACGGUGGGUGCAUGGGUUUAUUGAUGCGGCAAUUAUCGCGGGAUCUCCGUAUCGAGAACCUCGAUUUGUUUGCAAAUUACCGGAAGCGGGCAAGCAGAGCUGCGCGAGGUGUGGGUGCUCCCAGCGAUAUCUUGUUUACACCAGUCCGUUUCAGGAAGCAUGUUUUGUUGUAGCAGUGACGUAA